This is a messenger RNA of Ostrinia furnacalis (Asian corn borer), 489 nucleotides long. RefSeq names its product importin subunit alpha-5-like. Gene Ontology annotation, molecular function: nuclear import signal receptor activity. Lineage: Eukaryota; Metazoa; Arthropoda; Insecta; Lepidoptera; Crambidae. The transcript has 3 exons. The coding region runs from base 121 to 489 and encodes 122 amino acids. Gene Ontology annotation, biological process: protein import into nucleus. The record is from RefSeq and is a predicted model, not a curated record.
UUUCAAAAUUUCCGGCCGUUGUUCUUCAAAAAAAGUUCCAAGUUCAUUGAUUGAUCACGUUUUUGAUAUUUUCUGUUCGUUGAAAUUUUGUGAUCUUUGUUUAUUGUAAUUAAUUUAAUAAUGUCGGAGAGUAAAACCCACGCUUCCCGCCUUUCGUCGUACAAGAAUGCUGGUCAAGGCACAAAUGACCUCCGUCGUAAGCGGGCCGAGCUCAGCGUGGCUCUCCGCAAGCAGGCUCGCGAUGAGCAACUCCUCAAGCGACGGGCCAUGUCUCCGGAGGCCGGGGAAGAGGUCCAGCCGGAGGAGAAGGUGAUGACUCCUGCUGAGAUCGUUAAAGGGCUCCACUCCCAAGACCUGUCCAUCAAGACGGUAGCCGCCCGCGCCGCUCGCCGAAUGCUCUCCAGGGAACAGAAUCCGCCGAUUUCCAUCAUGGUAGAAGCUGGUGUGCUCAAACCGCUGGUAGACGCCUUGGACCGCGAUGACUGGUGA